UAUUGUCAUAACUUUUUCAAGGCUAAAAUACUUUUUUCUACCACUGCUUUACUAUGCAUAAUACAUUAUAUUUAAUAAUUUUAGCUUUACAGUUUUUCCUUCGUUAUAUACAACUCUAUGUAUGUAAUCGGCUGGUUUGAGCAACAACAGGAUUUCCUUGCUUGUGAAAGUGCAGUUUCCUCCAUAUGGGUGUGGAAUAGCUGGGAAAUUCCGCCCUUCUCUUCAGGAACAUGUAAUUGAUAUUUUGCAAGAACACUGAGAAUGAAUUUCUAAAGGACAGAUGCAUUCCAGAAACUCACAAAUGGCAGCAGCGAAAGUUUUUCUUAGCCCAGACAUGUCUCUUUUUGAAGUUCCACCAUCUACUAUGGAACAUUUUUGCAAUAUCAUGGAUUGCAGUGAUGGGACAUUGGGAUGGAGAGGACUGGCUGAACAUUUCACUUCAGACUGGAUGGAGUUUUGUAAGAUUGAAAAGUAUGCCGAACAAGGAAAAAGCAGAACAAGGGAACUAUUGUGGAGCCUGGCACAUAAAAAUAAAACCGUGGGUGACCUGUUGACUGUGCUAAAGGAAAUGGGACACAAGAGAGCACUUAAAUUAUUUAUGAAUCAAGAUGUAAACUGGCAGAAUGCCUGUUCUGUUGGAUUGAAAGCUCUCCCCUUGCAGAAAUGUGACAUUCAAACACAAGAAGAGAAUACUCUUUCAUCAAUCAGCUUGCAAAUGAUCAUAAAAGGAACCAAUGACUUCCAUCAGAACUUUCUGAUUGCAGAAGGAGAGUUCUUCAAAGUUUACAAAGCAGAAGUACACAGACAAUCUUGUGUUGUAAAGGUGCUUAAACAGGAUAAACAUCUGGCAGAACCAAAGCAGUGGAACUUGUUUAUAUCCAAACUGAUGGCAUUACCCAGAUUUCAGCAUCCAAACAUAGUACAGCUGCUUGGAUAUCUGUCAUACCCUGAAAAGACCUUCCUUGUGUGCCCCUAUAUGGUAAACAGAUCACUCUAUGAAAGGAUAAAGUGCACAGAAAAGAGUUCUCCACUACCUUGGCAAAUUCGCUACAAUAUAUUAGUUGGUGUAGCAAACCUGAUCAAGUAUCUGCAUUCAAUGAAACCACGCCCAGUCAUCUGUGGAAAUAUAACCAGCAAAAAUAUACUGCUUGAUCAGCACUUCCAUCCAAAGCUCUCAGAUUUUGCCAUGGUCCAUUUAAGGUCCUAUAUGAUAAAUCACAAUUACACCAUAAAGAUGGAUCAUGCCACCUGCAAGUUUCUGGGAUACUUGCCAGAGGAGUACAUUAGUAGAGGAAAUUUGUCAUCCAAAACCGAUAUGUACAGCUAUGGUGUUGUGAUGAUGGAAGUCUUAACUGGAUUUGAGACUCUAAUUAAAGGAUCGAAAGAUACUUAUUUGAGAUAUUUGUUGUGGGAGCAAAUGGAAAAAAGUGGACUGGAAUCACUAUUUCCACUUCUUGAUAAAAAAGCUGGUAAAUGGCCCCAGUGUGUUGCAAGGAAUCUUUUUAACUUAUGUCUUGACUGCACAAUAUUACCUGCCAUACUAAGACCUACAGUUGAAGAGGUUUUGGAAAGAACAGAGAGUGCCAAGAAUGUGGGAACAUACAAAGAGGAUUUACCAAAAUCAUUAAAAUCUUUAGGAGCUUUGAAUUAUCCAGAAGAGAGUGAUGAAAGCCUCUGUCCAGUCAGAAUAAUCCAAGGGACAGUACCAUCAGAAAUUCCUUAUGAAUGUAGUCAAUCUGAGGUGACAUUUUUAGGGGUUGACAGGAAUGGAAAAGAGUGGAAGACUGCAGGGACAACAAUUUCUUCUGUAAAAACGAGUGACAAUCCAUCAUACGCUGAUUGUAGAGCUCAGUUGCCAGAGCCAUCCUAUUUAAUGCCUAUUGAAUGUAGCUGCUCAUCACCACCAGACAGUUCAAAGUCCUGUGACGGAUGCAUAGCAAAUGGCUUUGGACACAGUAUCUCCUGGUCUACACAAUAGAUGCAAUUUACAUCUAUACCUACUGUGGUGAAUACACCACUAAGCUAACUAAACUAAAAGUUUUGUACAAACUAAUUUAACCACAGUUGUCAAGAUGACAUUUAUCUUUACAGCUGACCCCUUUAAGCAAAACUAAUUAUAAAACUGAAUACAGAACAAAUACAGGAAUGUUAAUCAGCCCCAUUUUCAGUGUGAUGAUGGUCCAGUAACAAAGUGAGGAUUGGGUGCACAAACCCCAAACUCACAGCUUAAAGGAGAAUGCUCACAAUGCUUAGUUUGUCCAGCUUUUCUGUAGGAAAUGCGCCGCUGGCAGAAGCAGAGUCUAAGGGGGUUAUAUAUCACAGGUCGAGUUUUAAACGUUUGUGAGGUUUUUUAUACCUCAAAUAAACUCACAACUUGAAUGUUUAAGAAAAAAACUUGAAUCAGUGAAAUCGGGGUGAAGAACCAGAAAACUCGAGGAAACCCACCGUAAGAACCUGAACAUUAUGAAGGGUACAGACAUCUUCAAAUGGUUGAAGGGAUCAUUGACUUUUUUCAUGACAGGGUUUAGCUGGAGUAUUUUCGGAUUCAAGCUAUUUCCAGGUUCGGGGUAUAAUUAAACCUAAGAAAUUCGAGUUUUGACUGAAAAAUACCCUUGAAAAGUUGCCAGUUUUUCUAAGUGAAAUCCAGGGAUGCCUAUAAAAGUCUUGUGUGAUAAGUGUGUUGUGUAAAUUUUUAUUUAGGUCACACCUACUUUUUACCACUCCCUAGGACAACACUAACACCAGGUCAAGUUCAAUUAAAUACAGAAUAUAAAUGUUUGCAUGUUAUGCAUAGUAUAUGCUUCUGCAUCAGCAUGUGUCAUUUACUGUAUUCUUUCCUUAUAGCUGUGUAAAAUGGCACCCUUCCUUAUUGUUAUAAAAACAGCUAUAACUGUUAAUGCCAGUGUCAUUUUAAUUUCUCAUACAUAUUUAUUAAAUUGUAAACAAUUAUCACUUGCAUUGCUGAAUUGAUGAGGCACAGCUUAUUCUGUAUGUUUGGGUCAAAUGCAGGUUCAGUUAGGGCCAGUCACAUUUACUUUAAAGGGGUGGUUCACCUUCAAGUUAGCAUUUAGUAUGUUAUAGAAUGUCCUAUUCCUAGCAA
Molecule: messenger RNA, 3100 nt
Organism: Xenopus laevis (African clawed frog)
Lineage: Eukaryota; Metazoa; Chordata; Amphibia; Anura; Pipidae
Product: interleukin-1 receptor-associated kinase 3
Exons: 12
Coding region: 281-1978 (565 amino acids)
Source: RefSeq, a predicted model, not a curated record